This is a messenger RNA of Ochlerotatus camptorhynchus, 701 nucleotides long. Its product is annotated as probable endochitinase. The transcript has a single exon. Gene Ontology annotation, cellular component: extracellular region. Bases 17 to 610 code for a protein of 197 amino acids. Lineage: Eukaryota; Metazoa; Arthropoda; Insecta; Diptera; Culicidae. The record is from RefSeq and is a predicted model, not a curated record. Gene Ontology annotation, molecular function: chitin binding.
GUCAAGUAGAGGAAAGAUGAGCAAAAUUUUACUUCUGAUUUGUUUGGUUGGCUAUGUCGCCGCUGGUGAGAUCGUCGUUGAUUCCAGAGCACUGCUCGCGCUGAAGAAACGAUCCGAUAUAGAUUUAUUUUCACUUCGGUGGUGUGAUAUUUUCUAUCAGGAAGAUUUCCCCACGAACUCAGUGUGCAGCGGAAAAGAAGAUGGAGUUUGGGAUUACUUCCCGUCGUGUUGCAACGGGGCAUACAACUGUCGCUUUGGUUCCAUAUGGAAUGUAUAUCUGUGUCCUGCGGGUUUUAUAUUUAAUGCGGCUAAGGAAGUUUGUGAAGAUUUCACUGAGAACACGUGUCCCUAUUUGGAAGAUGGAACUGGAGAAGAUGAUAUGUCUACCACCGAAUCUACGACGACGCAGGAACCAGUAGUCAACUGUAACAUUGUAGUGAAUGGACGUAUUCCACAUCCAAGUAAUUGCACUAAAUUUAUCAAUUGCAUCAAUGGCAGUGCCUAUGUUCGCGACUGCCUGGAAGGAUACAUUUACUACGCACCAUUCGCUGUGUGUCUACCUGGACUAAAAGAAACCUGCAAGCUGCAUUCGAUAGAUGAUUUAGAUUAGCUGUGAUUGCCCAUCCUAUCUUAACUAAUAUAAUUUGUAAUUGAACUGCAAUUUCCUGUAAUAAAGUCCUAAAAUGUAAUCACCCAUUCAA